UUUUUCAAGUAAAGAUCGAAUAUUUUCUUGUUCAAGAAGCUUGUUGAUAGCUUUUAAUCUUCUCUGUGAAAAAAUGAUGCAAAGAAGAGUCCAGAACCUCGAUUUAUUUUCUUGUCAAAUAGACAAAGGUGACAACGAACUGGGGCUUUGUACUUGUAUCUUCUUUGAUCCAGCAGAUGAGGAUGGAAAGGAACCAGGGGUUUUUAUAACUGAAAUUAUUGAAGGAGGUGCAGUUCACAAACUUGGAUGUAUCCGUGUAUAUGACCAGAUUAUUAAAAUAGGUGACAUCAAUCUAAUUGGAUUGGAUGAAGCAGAAAUCGUCUCUACUUUUAAAAAAAUGAACAAUUCUCCUUUCAAGAUUGAAAUUGGCCGCGAACCACCUGAAGUGAAGUCAGAACUUAUCGAACUCCUUGAGUUGUCAGAGGAAAGGAAGAAAUAUUUUAUGGAUUCGCUCAUAGUACAGGAAAAAAUUGGAGAUAUCACUAUUGUGAGAGGACAAGCAAGUAUUUGUAGAAGUCCAAGAGUACCAUGGUACUGGAUGGCCAGUGACCUGAAAUUUGUUAUUGGGGCACUGAAAAUAUUAAUAGAAGAAGAUCAGGGAUGUAGAAAAAACAUCCAAGCUAUCUUUGAGCAGGCUAACAUUUUUCAAGACAAAUAUAAAGACAUGAACACAUACAAAGUGAAUAUGGAACAGAAACCUGAUGAAUCAAAUAAAGAAGGCACAUUUUUACCAUUGGCCCCAGAAGAAGAAUUAUUACUAGAACAAUUUAAAAUAAAACCUAAAGAGAUAAAAAAUGAAGAUUUAUCACCAGGGCAAUUAUUAGCCCAAGGGGAUUUCAAUUCAGGUGAGAAAAAUGAGGCCCGGAGAAGAUAUUCAGAUAGUUACUUUCCCAGCUGUGACUUCAUGGCUUCUGGCUCUAAAAUCAAGGCCAAAGAGACCCCAAUAAAAAAAGAAAAAGAAGAAGAUGAAAUAGUAGUGGAGGAAGAGAUUAUUAGCACUGGAAAACCUACAGAGGGAAAGGCUAAAAAGAGAUUUUCCUGGUUCCGCAAUAUCAAAGAAUGCAAGCUGUGGAACUUCUUUCAUUUUAAAAAACAUGACAAACAAGUAAAGAAUGUGCACAAGUGGGAAGAAAUUGAUCAAGAGGUAUUGGAUGAUUACUGUCCUUAUUCUACUGAAGCCCCUAAAACAUUGCCAACAGAGUGGACAAAUAUUGAAGUUGGUAAUUGGUUAUGGAGCAUUGGAAUGGAGGAGUAUGUUGUAAAAUUUUAUUGUAAAGGAAUAAAUGGUGAAAAACUCCUUACACUGGACAAUCGCUCUCUAAAAGAAAUCGAAGUCAACAGGAAGAAAGACCGCCGGAAAAUACUUAAGGCUAUUAAGAAAGUUAGAGAUUUUUGGGAAAAAAAUCAUCAUUUCGUCUUACUAUAGAAAUUGAUGGAAAAAAGACACAGAAACUGAAAGAUAUGGCAAAAAUGGAAAAAGCAAUUACUUUUGUUAUAUUUACUUUUCAUCAUUUUACUUCUAUGUUACUUUUGUUAUAUGAACUUUUAAGGGAUUUUACUUCUAUGUUAUUUUUGUUAUUAUUAACUUUUAAUCAUUUCACUUCUAUGUUACUUUUGUUAUAUGAACUUUUAAGGGAUUUUACAUCCAUGUUACUUUUGUUAUAUGAAC
Messenger RNA from Monodelphis domestica (gray short-tailed opossum), 1669 nucleotides. The record is from RefSeq and is a predicted model, not a curated record. Lineage: Eukaryota; Metazoa; Chordata; Mammalia; Didelphimorphia; Didelphidae.